This is a messenger RNA of Staurois parvus, 926 nucleotides long. Lineage: Eukaryota; Metazoa; Chordata; Amphibia; Anura; Ranidae. The record is from the annotation of a GenBank genome assembly.
GCAAGUGCGGACGUUUUUGCACGUGCAAUCCAAUCAUGGUGGCCUGUAAAGGUGUGUGGACCCAGCCAUUUUGGAAGGCAGUCAUUGGUGAAUUUCUGGCUAUGUUUAUAUUUGUUCUUCUCAGCCUUGGUUCGACCAUUAAUUGGAGUAAAAAAGAAAACCCUCAACCUGCAGAUCUGGUCCUUAUUUCACUUUGCUUUGGACUAAGCAUUGCAACCCUAGUGCAGUGUUUUGGACAUAUAAGUGGAGGCCAUAUUAACCCCGCAGUUACUAUUGCAAUGGUUUGUAUGAGGAAGAUCAGCCUUGCAAAGUCAGCCUUUUAUAUUGUUGCACAGUGUUUGGGUGCCAUCGCAGGAGCUGGAAUCCUUUAUGUAGUCACUCCAUCUGAUGUUGCUGGAGGUUUGGGAGUUACUGAGGUGAAUGCAAAGCUUUCUCCUGGUCAUGGGCUCCUGGUUGAAUUGAUAAUUACUUUCCAGUUGCUUUUUACCAUUUGUGCAAGUUGUGAUUCAAAGCGCAAUGAUAUCACUGGAUCAGUAGCACUCGCAAUUGGAUUUUCUGUGGCAAUAGGUCAUCUGUUUGCUAUCAACUACACAGGAGCCAGCAUGAAUCCAGCUAGAUCAUUUGGUCCAGCUGUCAUCAUGAACAAAUGGGAAAACCACUGGGUCUACUGGGUUGGGCCAGUUGUUGGUGCUGUUUUCGCAGGAUGCCUUUAUGAAUAUCUUUUCUGUCCUGAUGUUGAAAUAAAGAAUCGCUUAAAAGAAGUCUUAAAUAAAGCAUCACAACAAAGCAAAGGCAAGUAUAGUGAAGUAGAAGAAAGCAAAAGUCAAAUUGAAUCGGAUGAUUUGUUGCUGAAACCAGGCAUUGUUCAUGUCUUGGAUGAGAAAAAAGGAAAAGAUCCGUCUGGAGAAGUGUUAUCUUCUGUAUGA